GCUCGUGAACUGCGUUUCUCUCGUACAAUGAUCUUUGCCAUUGAGGAGAUUAACAACAGCACAGAGCUGCUGCCUGGUAUCAGGCUUGGUUAUCAGAUCCAUGACUCAUGCGCUGCAGUGCCUAUGGCCAUGCAAGCUGCUUUUCAGCUAUCCAACGGGGGGGGGAAAGUUUUCUACAAAGAUAGUAAUUGCUCUCAGUCUGGCAUGAUGGCGGCUGUUGUUGCUGAAUCUGGAUCCACACCAUCCAUCAGCAUUUCUCGGAUCAUUGGACCCUUCAACAUUCCCCAAGUCAGCCACUUUGCCACAUGUGCUUGUCUGUCUGAUAAGCAGCAGUAUCCAAAUUUCUUCAGAACAGUUCCCAGUGAUGCAUUUCAGUCUGUAGCGCUGGCUAAGCUGGUGAAACACUUUGGCUGGACUUGGAUAGGUGCUAUCUGCUCUGAUUCAGAUUAUGGCAAUAACGGGAUGGCCUCUUUUCUUCAAGCAGCUCACAAGGAGGGGAUUUGUGUGGAGUUUUCUGAAUCUUUUCAUCGGACGCAGCCUCAUAAAAUCCAGAAAGUGGUUGAUUUCAUCCGCAGGUAAUGUUGUGUGUGGUAAUAGGUAUUUUCCACAUUUUGUCUUUUAUGUUUAUGUUUCCUCAGAGUUUAAUCCUGUUAAAAAUAAUAAAGACAUAACAUGAAGACUUUUAUUGAUUAAAAAUACAUUUAUCAUAUACUUAGAUCAACAGCUAAGGUUGUUGUUGCCUUUGCUGGCUUUGGAGAAAUG
Oryzias latipes (Japanese medaka) is the source of this 762-nucleotide messenger RNA. RefSeq names its product vomeronasal type-2 receptor 1-like. The record is from RefSeq and is a predicted model, not a curated record. Gene Ontology annotation, molecular function: G protein-coupled receptor activity. Gene Ontology annotation, cellular component: plasma membrane. Lineage: Eukaryota; Metazoa; Chordata; Actinopteri; Beloniformes; Adrianichthyidae. Gene Ontology annotation, biological process: G protein-coupled receptor signaling pathway.